UGCCUGUCCCGCCCACACCCGUACAAGUCUUCUUACACGCUUUCCGCCUGCACUGAAGACGCAGUCCUAGCCAGCUUCUGUUUGUCGAAACACAUGGAAACUACGAAUCCAGCGGCACAACGGCUUUUUAGCCAAGCGACUGUCCUCAAUAUGCAUACAGGAAACUUGGUCAACUGGAAUCGGCAGAAGAAAAAAUGUCCUUCAUCACCGGGUGAAGAGCUGCAAGACUGCAUCCGUGCCACACUGAACGAGUGGUCUUCCAAAAUCAGCCCAGAUCAAGGACUGGAUUUGGCACACGCCACGCUGGAGUGUUCGAUGCCCCAAGCGGCAGAGGUGAUCACUCCUGAGGAGAGAGAAGAGCUGAAGGUGUCUGUGAAGCUUUUUCUCACUGGAUCUGAUGCUUCAUCCAUUAGAAGUGCAGUGGAACUGGCUUGUGCCACCCUUGGGGUGUCUCAGCUUGACUCUGUGAUCAUUGUGCCCUCUCCCCUUGACGAUGGAAUUGGCAUCACCUUGGAUCACCUGAAGCCUUUCUGGGAAGUCCUGGAGUUGCUCGUGCAGAGCCAAAAGAUUGCUACUAUUGGCACGUCCGAUUUGGACAAGACCUUGCUGGAACAGCUCCAUAGCUGGGCACAGGUGAAGCCAAGCAGCAAUCAGGUAAACCUGGCCUCCUGCUGUGUGAUGCCACCCGAUCUGACCGCCUUUGCCAAGGAGUACGACAUCCAGCUUUUGACUCACAAUGAUCCCAAAGAGCUUAUGUCUGUGACAAGUUUCCAAGAAACCAUCGGCGAUGUUACCAAGGAUCCCCAGGCGACAGAAUGGUUACUGGACUGGGUUCUUCGCUACUCCAUUAUUGUUAAAAGUAGAGGAAUUAUCAGAUCAAAGGGAUAUCUUGUGCAGGCCAAAAGAAGCAACUGCUGAAAGAGGAGCGUCUGACGCCCAGAUGAGCGGAACUGCAUCAUGGGUAACCCGUAGUAUGAAACAAGACUUGGGUCCUUUAGAACCCCAAAGCCCGUGUUGCUUGCCAGUCUGCCACUGGCAUUGUUACGACAGUACAAGAGCAACAUGUGACAUCACAGCCGGACCGGUGAUAGUUCAGUUCACUUUCCAUGAUGGUUCCAAUGUCUUUUGACCUAAUAUUGUGUGUACUUGUUGUAGACACGGGUUUAUGCUCCAUUUUCUUCUGGAAUGAGGGACCAGCAGCUCCAGUGGUGUUGUGUUGGGCAAAUCCGAAUAGUAAGACAAUCCUCCAUGCACUGUGUGGUUACACUUGCACUUUUUUUUUUCCCCCCUUAAAGAUUUUUCAUUUUUGGCAGGUGGUUCAGAAUACAAGAGAGAUGCACGUUACCUUCACAUCAUGGCUGCAUAUUAGAAGCAUUAACUGCUUCUCGGUGUAAAAAUUCCUUUUUCUUUUGACUUCAUCUGCUUGCCGAUGAGGCCUCGUUCUUACUGUACGGUUACUUACGGUAAUCUGUGGAAACUGUUCAGUUUCUUUGAAAUCUGUCGAGUUAUUAAAUAAAUACUUGCAAAAGUG
This is a messenger RNA of Polypterus senegalus (gray bichir), 1531 nucleotides long. It is a transcript of the gene gclm, whose product is annotated as glutamate-cysteine ligase, modifier subunit. Gene Ontology annotation, biological process: glutathione biosynthetic process. The transcript is spliced from 7 exons. Gene Ontology annotation, cellular component: glutamate-cysteine ligase complex. Gene Ontology annotation, molecular function: glutamate-cysteine ligase catalytic subunit binding; enzyme regulator activity. The record is from RefSeq and is a predicted model, not a curated record. The coding region runs from base 94 to 918 and encodes 274 amino acids. Lineage: Eukaryota; Metazoa; Chordata; Cladistia; Polypteriformes; Polypteridae.